AUGCAAGAAGUAGAGCAGAAGAGAAUAUUUUUCAAAAUGAGGUCAAAAAAGCUUGAUCAUAAUAUGAAUACAACCAGCAAAUGGAAGCCCCCGGCCCGGCGGACCUGGGGAGGAGAGCCAGCGACAAACUCCGCUCCGCAGAGGAGGCAGCUCUGCCAGACGGCCGGCUGCUCCCUGCCUGCCUCCCUGCCGCCCUCGAGGUCUGCGUCCCGGCCGGCGCGAGGGGGGUGGGUGGCGGCGGGGCUCCGCCCCCUCCGCCUUAUAGGGCGGCGGCGGCGGCGGCGGGCGCGGGCAGCCCAGUGCGGCGCGCCGGGGAGCCCCGACGGGCGGAGCGGAGCGGAGCGGGGCGAGUUGGGCGCGCCAUGGGCCGGGGCGAGAGCGGCGCCCGCUUGCCGCCCUGAGGCGGUGCGGGCCGUGCCCCGAGGGCUGAACGCCAGCGCCAUGGCCCCGCCGGCGGGCAACGGCACGGCGCCGUGCGGCGCCGUGUCGGUGGGGUUCCCCUUGGCCAUGAUGGUGGCGGGGCUGGCGGGCAACGCGCUGGCGCUGCUGCUGGUCUCGCGGGCCUACCGCCGCAAGGAGAACCGGCGCAAGAGGGCCUUCCUGCUGUGCCUGGGCGCCCUGGCGCUGACCGACCUGGCGGGGCAGCUGGUGACCAGCCCCGUGGUGGUGGCCGUGUACCGCGCGGGCCGCGACUGGGGGCGGGUGGACCCCUCGCGGCGCCUGUGCGCCUUCUUCGGGCUGUGCAUGACGGCCUUCGGGCUGUGCCCCCUGCUCAUCGCCAGCGCCAUGGCGGUGGAACGGGCGCUGGCCACCCGCGCCCCGCACUGCUACGCGGGCCGCCUGGGGACGCGCGCCGCCAAGCGGGUGCUGCUGGGCGUGUGGCUGGCCGGGCUCGCCUUCGCCCUCCUGCCCCUGGCGGGCGUGGGCAGGUACGCGCUGCAGUGGCCGGGCACCUGGUGCUUCAUCGGCACGGGGCCCCAGGAGGGCGGCGGCGGCGGCGGCGGCGGCGGCCGCACGGGCAGCCUGGUCUUCGCGGCGCUGUUCGCCGGCCUGGGGCUCUCCUCCCUGGCGGUCACCGUGGCGUGCAACGUGGCCACCAUCGCGGCGCUGGUGGGCCGGUGCCGGGCCAAAAGCUCCAAGUCCCGGUCCAGGAGGCAGUGGGGCCGGAUCGCCACGGAAACGCUGAUCCAGCUGCUGGGCAUCAUGUGCGUCCUCCUGGCCUGCUGGUCCCCCCUUUUGAUUAUCAUGUUGCAAGUGACCUUCAGCCCCGUCUCUAUGAAGCAAUGCGAAAUGGCCUGCAACCAAACUCAAAGCACGGAACUUGACAAAGAGUGCAAUUUCUUCUUGACUGCAAUCCGCUUGGCCUCCCUCAAUCAGAUCUUAGACCCCUGGGUUUACCUGCUGUUUAGGAAGAUUCUCCUGCAAAAGGUUUGCCAGGUAGCAAAUGCCAUCUCUUGCCACUCUAAAGACAGAUGGAAAGGGCGGCACAUCAUAUUGUCAGACAAAAUCAGACACACAACAGUCGCUUGAAGCAACUUGCAUGUAAACAACUUUCCACGCAUUGUCAUAUUUUACUGUGAAUCGGGGCAUCAGAGAGAUAUGCCUUCUCUAUGUACGUUACAGGGAAGUGUUAUAUUCAGUGAUCUUUUAAAUGCAUAUGAUAUUUUUCCUUGUCGGAAGGAAAUAGUUAAAUUAUUAAGAAAUGAAAUUGCUAGAAC
This is a messenger RNA of Euleptes europaea (tarantolino), 1718 nucleotides long. RefSeq names its product prostaglandin E receptor 3 (gene PTGER3). Bases 1 to 1530 code for a protein of 509 amino acids. Gene Ontology annotation, molecular function: prostaglandin E receptor activity. Gene Ontology annotation, biological process: positive regulation of cytosolic calcium ion concentration; intestine smooth muscle contraction; negative regulation of gastric acid secretion. Gene Ontology annotation, cellular component: plasma membrane. The transcript is spliced from 3 exons. Lineage: Eukaryota; Metazoa; Chordata; Lepidosauria; Squamata; Sphaerodactylidae. The record is from RefSeq and is a predicted model, not a curated record.